Colletotrichum lupini is the source of this 2217-nucleotide messenger RNA. RefSeq lists its product as uncharacterized. Lineage: Eukaryota; Fungi; Ascomycota; Sordariomycetes; Glomerellales; Glomerellaceae. Gene Ontology annotation, biological process: transmembrane transport; carbohydrate transport. Gene Ontology annotation, molecular function: carbohydrate:proton symporter activity. The transcript has 10 exons. The record is from RefSeq and is a predicted model, not a curated record. The coding region runs from base 1 to 2217 and encodes 738 amino acids. Gene Ontology annotation, cellular component: membrane.
AUGCGGUUGAAGGAAGUGGAAGUUCAGAGGCCACACCUGCGCUCUCGACAAGGCAAGUUCCAGCAGCUCGGAUCGCCAAAAGAAUUCAGCCAACAACCUGAUCAUCAUGGAAUGGCGCAGCACGUACGGAGUACGCCCUUGACUGUACACAUCAUACCCGCAAACUCCGCCUUGAAACCCCCAACCCUAGCAACUUUCCCCGCGUGCCCACGUUGCUCAAAAUUAUGGAGAUUGGAGAAGGUCCUGACCUACCUCGUCUUUUACAAGCGCAGUACCUGGCACACACACACGCACAUGUAUACACCAAACAAACACCUCCAGCCUUCACCAACGCCUGGCAAACUAGCGCGAUAUCUCCGCAUCCCAGCCCAGGGAUUCGAAUGCUUCUCCACUCUCGCAUAUCCCCCGUAUCCAAACUUGCCCACGCUUCUGGGAGAGCGUGAGGGAGGGAGAGACUCAGAGAGGCAGACCGGCUUGAUCUCUUCGAUGCUCCCACGCUCCCAUCCGAUGCGACCUUCGGGCCAAAACCGUUCCAUUGCAGCUCGACGAGUCGGUUUGACCCUGAACCCUCGAAUCAUUAGAUUCUGCAGCCCAGGCUUGGACGUUGCCUACUUCCUGACGAGCCCGCGACGACUACCCACCCAACACCUUGCUGGAGAGUCCUUCAUCAACAACCCCCCCAAAACCAAGCCCAUCAUGGCGCUCCCUCCCAAGUGGUACCAGUUCCUUGUGAGCGUCUUCGCCUCACUCGGUUCCUUCAACUACGGUUAUGAUUUGGGUGUCAUUGCCUCUGCCAUUGCCUCGGCUUCUUUCAAGACCAAGUUUGGCGAAGACCCUAAUGAGAUUGGCGCUGUCGUCUCCGUCUUCACUGGAGGUGGCUUCAUCGGCGCUGGUGUCGCCGGUCCCACCGGUGACAGACUAGGCCGUAAGAAAACCAUUCUUAUCGGUGCUUCCAUCUUCGUUCUCGGCGGUGCUCUCCAGGCCGCUGCCCAGUCUCUCGCUUUCCUCUACGCCGGUCGUGCGCUCGCUGGUAUCGGUGUCGGUAUGUUGACGAUGAUCAUUCCCAUGUACCAGGCCGAACUCUGCCACCCUAGCAUUCGUGGACGAGUCACUGCUCUGCAACAAUUCAUGCUCGGUGUCGGUGCUUUGGCUGCUGCUUGGAUCUCAUACGGAACAUACAUUGGGUUUGCCGAGAACGACAACAACCAAUGGCGCGUCAGUUUGGGUAUCCAGUGUAUUCCUGGUGGCAUUCUGGCUUUGCUUAUUCUCCUCUUCCCCGAAUCUCCUCGUUGGCUCAUCGACCAUGGCCGCCUUGACGAGGGUCUUGCCACUUUGGCCAAGCUCCACGCUCACGGCGACAUCAACGACGCCUGGGUCCGCGCCGAGUUCGACCAAAUCCAAGAUUCCAUCGCCGCUGAGCACGAGGGCUCCGCAAAGUCUUACAAGGAGCUCUUCACCGACAAGUCUUGCUUCCGUCGUCUCUUCCUCGCUUGCGCUCUCCAGGCUUCCAUUCAGAUGACCGGCGUCAGUGCCAUCCAGUACUACUCCGUCGCAAUCUACGAGAAGAUCGGCAUCGCCGGUGACGAGACCCUUCGCUACCAGGCCAUCUCCUCCGUCAUUGCCCUCGUCGCUCAGUUCCUCUGCAUGAUGCUCAUCGACAAGACUGGUCGCCGCUGGCCCUUGAUCUUCGGUAACCUUGGCAACUGCGUUACCUUCAUCAUUGCCACCAUCCUUCUGGCCAAGUUCCCUCCUGGCUCUCCUCAUGCUAGCGGAGCCACCGCAUGGGGCUUCAUUGCCAUGACAUGGCUCUACAACUUCAGCUUCAGCGCCACCUGCGGUCCUCUAUCGUGGAUUAUCCCUGCCGAGAUCUUUGACAUGAAGACUCGUUCCAAGGGUGUCUCCAUCGCUACCAUGACUUCAUACGCCUUCAACACUCUCAUCGGUCAGACCACCUCUGUGGCUCUCGAUGACAAGCACGGCAUUGGCUGGCGCUGGUAUAUUCUGUUCAUUGUGUGCAACUUUACCAACGCCCUCUUCUUCUGGGCAUUCCUCCCCGAGACUGCUAAGCGUCCUCUGGAAGAGAUGAGAUAUCUCUUCACUGAGGCCCCUCUCUUCAUCCCAACCUUGGACAUGUCGACUGUUGAGUCCCACGACCUCGAGCGCAGGGUUGAGGCGGUUGAGCAGAAACGCGAGGAGCAUGGAAGCGAGCACAUUUGA